AUGUCAUCAGAAAGUGACUAUCUAAUGUCCUCAGAAAGUGAUAAAGAUUAUGCAACAUUCUCCUUAGACGACACUGAUACCUCAUCAGAAGAAAGGCUAUUCGUUGAUGCAGCAUUGGCUGAAGAUAAGUUACCAUCUUUUGAUGGUGAUUUCGCACCAUAUUUCCAAGAUUUAACCACUGCCACCUUAUUUUGUUGGAUUCACAAGCACAAUAUUUCAACAAGUGCAUACGAAGAUCUCGUUGACAUUAUCAUGAGACCAGAAUUUAAUAGAGAUGCAUAUUCAAAAUCUAUCUUAAUCUCAUUAAAAAAAACACCCUCAACUUCUAGGGAUUCAAAGAUGGCGUAUCAACUUUCAAUAAGUGAUAUUAUUUGGAAUGUUCUUAACAAUCCAUCAUUGGUCAAGAAAAUGUAUUUUGGUCCUGAUGUUGAUUCAAAAAUAAAAUCAGAGUACUGGCAUGGUACCUUAUGGGCAGAGUCACUUCUUUUUGGUAAAGAACAAUUAAUGAUAUCAGAAGCGAUAGUAUUAAAUGAAGGGGAUCAAUAUCGGUUGAGAAUCCAAAAAGUUCUGGAUUAUAAUGACUUGCCUGGAACUUUCAAACGAGAAUUAGGACAAAAUCGUUCUCUUUCCAGAGAAGUUUGGCUGCAAGAUGAACCAUUCUUAACAAUAACAACAUCCCAAAUCUCUGAAAAGGUCACCGAAGAUACGCUACGAAUUACCAAAAUACUUUAUAAACAUCAUGCACACUGGCACAUUCGUGACGCAACACUCUCAUAUCAACAUCCUUCAGAAUAUGUUUCCAUAAUGCAGCCACCAUCUUCAACCAUGAAAGUUUACAAGCUGUUUUUAGAUAUAUAUUAUGAUGAUUUUAGAACAUUUAGGAACGUUUAUCACUCAUUAGGUGGUGUUUAUGUGCAGUUUGGAAAUAUGCCUGCUCAUCAAAGGAAGUUGCUCAAAAAUCAUUUUGUUCUCGGAUUUGUUCCUUUUGGUGGUAACUUCAACGAAUUCAUGUUACCAUUCGUUUCUGAAAUGAAAGAAUUCGAACAAGGAAAAUUAAUGAAAGUGAAUGGGAAAAAUUCUUGGGUAAUAGCCGGUUGUCGCACUUGUACAGUCUCUCGAGAAUCACUUACCAACCUCUAUCAAGAUAUACCAGCAACAUCAAGGUAUCAUCACACUACCGACAUUCAAUUUAAAGAGAUAUCAGAUGAAUCUACUACCACAAGGCAAAAUCAACUUUGUAUUCAGUAUGGAUUAAGAGCAAAGCCUAACAUUUUGGAUAGGUUGCUAAGAGAAAGGCAUUUACAAACACCCCAAGAUGUAUAUCAUGCAACUGCUAGGAAGAUUGGACGACUUCUUAAAUUAACAUGUGAAUUAUUUUCACAAGAAGGAGAGAACGACCACCAUGCUAGUUUUAUGAUGUCUGACUAUCUUCGGCUUGCCAUGAUAAUGCCUUUUAUACUAAAUAAUUUUUUAAAAGUAUCAAGCUUGAAGGAGAAUGAAUCGAAGAUCAUUAUGCAACGAAUUGACACUUUGCGCAUGAGUACAGUAAAAAAUGCAAUAAUUUCUUGUUGGGUACAUGUAGCAAAAACAAUGAGGAUGGUUUUUGAAAGCAAGUUUACAUUAGAUUCGUAUGACGAAUUGCAAAAAUGCCUUAGAGAAGAAAUGAUAAUUCUUCCAAAGGUUUUCCCUGAAUUUGCUAACUUGCCAAAUCUGCAUAUCAAUGUACACUUGCCAAUGCAUGCAAAAACUUAUGUAGACAAAGGUGCAGAUCAAAGAUUAUCACAACCUUGUAGAGGAUUCGCUACUAUGCAGUCAAAUUUUAGAAAUUUAUUGACUAAUUGGUACAUUACUGAAGAUAAGGUAUCGAAUGAACAAGAAUUGAAUGAAGAUAUAGAUGAUAUUGGACUAAAUUCAGCUCUUGUAUAUUCUCAAAUGGGCUGGUAUGAAUUGGCAACAUACACAAUAGAAGAAAGUGAUGGCAUCUUCUCCAAAGUUCAUCUUCAUAUUGGCGAUAUUGUAACAAUACACAAAGAAAACAAUGGUGAAUGUUAUGCAAUUAUAAAGGGAAUCUUCAAAUACAAAGGCAAUAAUGGCAAAUAUUAUGUCUUUAUUACUAUUGAUUGGUUCGAUGAUACUAAUAGAAUUCAUAAUGUAUUGAAAUACAAGGAAAAACGUGUGUUCGAAUUGUUACUUGGUGAUUCUUUAAAGUUCAAAAAGACAGAUUAA
Messenger RNA from Rhizophagus irregularis DAOM 181602=DAOM 197198, 2226 nucleotides. The record is from RefSeq and is a predicted model, not a curated record. NCBI's taxonomy places the organism in Eukaryota, Fungi, Glomeromycota, Glomeromycetes, Glomerales, Glomeraceae.